GUUAUAAGCAGGAUCUGCUGGCAGAACACAAGCUUAAUGCGGACACAGAUGGUACCGGAUCUGUUGCAUUAUUCUGCUUCAGAUAUGCUGCCAAUCUGACGGCAUACUGCUGACAGUGUGCUUCCUGGGUGGAUUUUGUACCCAAUCUGUGGCCUCUCUGCUCACAUAUUUUGUCGAACAGAUUUUGCCAAUGUCCGUUCUUCGCAGGUUUGGCUGACUGGGAUUAUUUAUCCAACUAUUUACGAUCUUAUCAUCUCUGAUCUCUCAUCAUCUUUUCGCGGGAAGACGAGAACGAGCAAGGAGCAGUCCUCGAAGGAAACUUUUCGUAAACGUAAAGUUUCUAGAUCGCAGCAGUCUUCUUAAGAAGCCGAAGAUCAGACGGACGGUGAUGCGCGAUGCAUAUCCUGGGGUCAAGUGAAAUCAAUUGGCGCGUGUGGUUUCGCGCGGGGGGCGGAUCAAUUGGCGAGCGUCGCGGCGACGAGCGGCGGGGUAAGGGUGCGUUCUCUCAUCUCGACGAAACUCGGAGGCUCGUCUAACGACGGAGGCGCGUACACGAAGCGUUAAAAUUAAAUUCAGCCAGAGGCCGUCGACUAUGUACCGUCGUCUACGACGACGGCGACGUCGCGGCGAGUCGUCGUCGUCGCGCGUCCUUUAGCUCAGUCUCAAGAACACACCCUGGCUGCACGGAUGCACCUCGAUCGCCGAUCGGUCUAGCAUCCCCGUCGCGAAUCUCCACUCACUCGUCAUCUGCGAUCUUCGUCCCGAGAUGAAUCGAGAGGACGAGGACUUUGGCGAGGGCUACAUCGCGGAGUCGCAUCCGCUGAGGCCGACGCAUCUCACAGUGCCGCUUGGCGGACGUUCCGAUUCACGUGCGCCUAGUAUCAGCAGCAGCGUCAGCGACCUCGACGUUCCGAUAUACACGAGGGAAACCACCGUACCGCUAUCAGCGAGAAAGGGUCUCAAUGGUCGACUGGCGUUCGCUAUUGCGGCGGCCGCUCUUGGCUCGUCGUUUCAACAUGGAUACAACACCGGUGUGGUUAACGCACCUCAGCAGCUCAUCGAAGAGUGGAUCAGUAACCUGAAGAUGAACCGGACGGGCGUCCCGACGAGCCAAUCGAGGUGACGUUGAUCUGGUCAGUGGCGGUGUCGAUAUCUG
Messenger RNA from Ooceraea biroi (clonal raider ant), 1156 nucleotides. RefSeq names its product solute carrier family 2, facilitated glucose transporter member 1. Lineage: Eukaryota; Metazoa; Arthropoda; Insecta; Hymenoptera; Formicidae. The record is from RefSeq and is a predicted model, not a curated record.